AUGGCUGACGAUGGCAUGCUGCUCAACUUUGACCUUGGCGACGCCGCCCUCGUCGCAAAACCCACCUUCAAGGGCGGCCGCUGGAAAGACCGCCUGACUGCGAAGAAGGCCGCAUCGCGACGCGACAGGAAGGCGAGGCCCGAUUCCGACGACACACACACCCCCUCCGACCCGAGGCCUGCGAAGCGCCAGCGUGUCGACGACCGUUUCGCCCACCAAUUCGGCCAUGGCCCCCCCGCAAGACCCAGCCAGCCGCCCGCGAAAAACGCCCCGCCCAAGCAAGUCGUGUCCUCGCUCUUCACCUACAACCCCGUCUCCAAGACCCAAACGGGGACGAAGCGCGAGUACGAGAACGAAGAAGCCAUUGCCCCCAGUAACGCUCCGCUGUCGUCCGAGCUCGAGACAUUCCUCAAACUCGGCCUUUCUCCGAACCUCGCCAGCCACAUGUUGAACAAGCUCUCUAUAAAAGCCCCAACCGCCAUUCAAAAGUCGGCCAUACCGCAGUUGGUGAAGGAAGACUCGGAUGCUUUUAUCCAGGCCCAGACCGGUUCCGGAAAAACCCUGGCCUAUGUGCUGCCCAUAGUGCAGCGCCUGGUGAACCUAGGCAAGGACACGGUCCACCGCGACUCCGGCCUCUUCGCCAUCAUCCUUGCCCCGACUCGUGAACUGAGCAAGCAGAUCUCUGUCGUCCUGGAAAACGUCCUGCGCGCCACCAACUGGAUCGUCUCUGGCACUGUCAUUGGUGGUGAGAAAAAGAAGUCUGAGAAGGCGCGCGUGCGGAAAGGCUUGAACAUCCUGGUCGCCACCCCCGGUCGCUUGGUCGAUCAUCUCGAGCACACCGAGGCCUUGGAUGUUGCCAAUGUGCGAUGGCUGGUCCUGGACGAAGGCGACAGGCUGAUGGAGCUUGGCUUCGAAAACGAUAUUCAGAAGAUUGUCGGUUGCUUGAACCUGCGCAUGAAGGCGACCAAGAACAGGAUAGCCGGCUUGCCCCCAAAGAGGAUGACUAUCCUGUGUUCGGCAACCAUGAAGAUGAAUGUCCAGCGCCUGGGUGAGAUCAGCUUGAAGGAUGCGGUCCACAUUCAGAACGAGUCCUCCGAGGAAGAGACCAAGGAGUCGACUUUCUCUGCCCCGGCCCAGCUCCGCCAAUCAUACGCUGUGGUGCCCGCCAAGCUUCGUUUGGUUGCCCUGGUUGCGCUCCUGAAGCGGACAUUUGUGAGAAAGGGCAGUGUUAUGAAGGUCAUUGUUUUUAUUUCAUGCGCCGACUCGGUCGAAUUUCACUUUGAAAUAUUGGCCCGGGAGCCACGGGAGGCACGGGACGAGUCCAAGGAGGACGGUAGCGAAGAGGAAGACAAGGAGGAAAAGAAGGACGAGAGGUCCAGGUUCGGCGAUAGGAGACGCUGGAAGCCCGAGCCAAGGAAAAUCGAACCGGUCACCACCAACCGCACCAUUGCACCCUCACCCACUCUAUCCGGCGAAGACAACCCGGUCACCGUCUACAAACUCCACGGCUCCCUGGCCCAGUCUCUCCGUACAUCCACUCUCCAGUCCUUCACCAAGAGCACCACGCCGGCUGUGUUGGUCUGCACUGAUGUUGCAUCGCGAGGUCUUGAUAUGCCCAACGUGGACUUUGUUAUCGAAUACGACCCGGCCUUCGCCCGCGACGACCAUCUCCACCGCAUUGGCCGUACCGCCCGUGCGGGUAAGGAUGGGCGUGCCAUGCUCUUCCUGCAGCCAGGCGACGAGGAAGGCUAUGUCGACAUCCUCAGGCAGGACCGGCCCAUGACUGACUCGGGUACCACCGGCCUUGUGCGGCACGACGCGAACGAGCUUCUCCGAAAGGCCUUCACGCCGCCGGGAGUCAUCGCCAAGGCGGCUUGGGAGGAUGCAGCGACCAAAUGGCAGCUCGACGCCGAGCGCUGGGCCCUUGCUCAGCCGGGCCGCCUCGAACUGGCCAGACGCGCGUAUCAGAGCCAUGUACGGGCCUAUGCGACGCACGUCCAGGACGAGCGCAUCUACUUCAACAUCAAGGAGCUCCACCUUGGGCACCUCGCCAAGGCGUUCGCCCUUCGCGACCGGCCCGGCGCGAUCAAGGUGCCGGGGCUGCGGCCGGAUGCGGCCAAGGGCAAAGAAGAGAAGGGACGGCGUGUCAGGGAGAAGGCGGGAGGUGGAGCCGGGGGCAAGAGCCGUGCAAUGGAGGAUGCGCGGGGUGGAAACGACGUAGACGAGGCGGGCAAGAAAAUGAGGGCAUUGGCGAGAAAGAUGAUGGGUGGGGCCAGCGAGUUCAAUUUGGGAUGA
Diplodia corticola is the source of this 2295-nucleotide messenger RNA. RefSeq lists its product as uncharacterized. Gene Ontology annotation, cellular component: nucleus. Bases 1 to 2295 code for a protein of 764 amino acids. Gene Ontology annotation, molecular function: nucleic acid binding; ATP binding. The record is from RefSeq and is a predicted model, not a curated record. Gene Ontology annotation, biological process: ribosome biogenesis. NCBI's taxonomy places the organism in Eukaryota, Fungi, Ascomycota, Dothideomycetes, Botryosphaeriales, Botryosphaeriaceae. The transcript has a single exon.